AUGGAAACUAAUGACCCAGAAUUAUCUUCUACAUUGGAAGGUGACCAGUCAAAGGGUGACCAACCAACGGCGGAGGUCGAAGUAAUUAUUGAACAAGCCUCUACUCCCGUUCCUAAUAAUAAAACGGAGGAAGUUCAACAACAAACAACUCAGAUCUCGGAACAACCGACACAAACUACACAGAAUAAAUGUGAAGUAACCGAUAGGCUUACUGCUAAACUUGGUUUAACCGCGGAAAGUCCUCAACAUACACCAAAAAGACCUGAUAUUCAUUUAGAUAUUCAAUUGAAGAAUAAAGAAAAUAAUAUUGUAUUUUUUCCGGCUUUAUGCGAAGCGGCUGGCUUCACCAUGUUAAAAACGCCACCACGUUAUGUGUCAGCUUCCGAGUCUGCAGGUUCAGAAACUCCUCAUUCAGACUGGUCUGAUAAUGACACUCAAAAUGAGUUUUCUUCACCUAGACCAAGCACUUCUAAUGAUCCUUUACCUCCUCCUGUAAACGAGGAAAGUAAUGAAUUCUUUAAAAAGAUUUUAGAAAACGCGGAAAAGUAUUCUCAAGAAGAGAAAUCUAAAGAAAAAUCUCCUAAAAAAAGAAAAGAGAAAGUCAGCAAAAAGGAGCAAAAUUAUGAUGUUAGUGAUCCGUUUAUAGAUGAUAGUGAUUUGGCACCAUUUCAACGAGAUUGUGGAAGUAUUCGUCCUUCUGUUGAAGGAUUUUUUGUAUGGAAAGGACCUUUGUCGUUGCAAGGAACGGUAGAGGAAGCUGAAGUUGGAAGGAAGAGGUCAACUAAGCGUAGGUCCAAAAAUGUUGAAGAUAAGGAUAAACCACCACAGGGUCGCAAGAAGCGUACCGCGAAGCCUAAAGAAGGAGAAGAACAAGAAGGUGACGACAAUACAACCACCAAAGUCAACAAACCUAAGAGAUCAUAUAAAAAGGCCAAGUUGACUAUUGAGACUAAAUUACAAGAUACUCAAUCGUCCAUGACACAGUCAUUCACAAAUUUCUUUCCGACUCCUGUCAUCAAUGUCACUCCUAAACCGAAAGAUUUCGCAACAGCACUUAACAAUGCUUUCCCACUGAAUUCGCCUGAUAGACUUCUCACUAAUGUAAAUCACGAAACACCUAAAACGCCAACUUUCAAUAAGGUCAUUAUACCCGAUCCAAAUAAAACUCCAGGAAAAAAGAAAAAAGUUUAUCCUACAGAUCCUAUCCGUCCAGAAAUACAAGCACUUGUAGAAGAUUUCAAGGCUAAGGUGGAUAAUGAAACGUUCGAGAUUAAGUCGAGAUUUCCACCAAGUCUCAAACCUCCAUUGAUGGAAAUUUUAACAAAUGCAUAUGAAUGUUCUCAAUUUAACGAAAAUCUUUUCAAGAUAUUGACAAAUAUUUUACCCUAUAAUAAAUUCACUCGACUUUGUCAAAGGACCUUGUAUCCUAAAACAAUAAUCGAAUUACAAAAUGCCAAGGCGGAGCUGAUAGAACAUUUAAGAGCUGCCGUUGAGGAAGCAAUGCCUCUACUCAUUGAGGAGUAUAAUGAACGACAAGCCACGCGUGCCUUGUUAGAUUCCACAACACCUAUUGAAUCCAUUAUGGAUAUUGAUGUCGAAACGGAUCAAUAUCAAGAUGCAGACGUAGAAACCAAAUCUGAUAGUCGUUCCGAUGGUAUUAAAUCUGACAGCAGCUCCAAUACGGCUAGAUCUAGGGAUCCUUGUGGUAAAAAAUUCAGAUGGGAAGAAACCACAAGGUCUCUGUUAUGGAAAAUAGUUCAAGCGGAAAUGUCAAUUGUUGUGAUGAGUAAUGAUUUGUGGUAUGUAUUAGAGGAGGAAGCGGAGGAAAAGUCUGAAAGAUAUUCUGAACAGACACAGAGAAAACAUCUAUAUCAGAAUUUAUUGACAGUUUGGCCAAGCGGUUGGAUGACUUCAUACGAGAUAGCACGUGUAUAUAGUGCAUAUAAACGAUAUCUUAGAGAUCGACCUCCUGCAGCUUCUACUUCCGCAUCUGCAACUUCAACAACUUCAACAUCUUCAUAA
Funneliformis mosseae is the source of this 2022-nucleotide messenger RNA. The record is from the annotation of a GenBank genome assembly. NCBI's taxonomy places the organism in Eukaryota, Fungi, Glomeromycota, Glomeromycetes, Glomerales, Glomeraceae.